This is a messenger RNA of Mesorhabditis belari, 309 nucleotides long. The record is from the annotation of a GenBank genome assembly. NCBI's taxonomy places the organism in Eukaryota, Metazoa, Nematoda, Chromadorea, Rhabditida, Rhabditidae.
AUGGAAUCAACCCUUUUCUCACUCAUCGCCAUCUUCGCUCUCGUCCAGAUCUCUGGCCAAAACUGCCCAGCAUUUGCUCCAAAUGUUGCCACCUCCUCGUUGAAAUCGACAGGAACCGGCCCUCCAAGCAGUGGAACAACUUGCCCAAAUGGAGGAAUCUGUUUUGCCCUGAAUGGUGUUGACAGCUGCUAUGUGUGUGCCGACGCUUCAUCAAGUUGCUCUAACUGGAACACGAAUGGCUUGUGCUCAAGCACUUUCUACACCACACAAUACAAGCGAUCCUAUUGUCCAAAGACUUGUGGCUUCUGC